Molecule: messenger RNA, 1351 nt
Organism: Labrus bergylta (ballan wrasse)
Lineage: Eukaryota; Metazoa; Chordata; Actinopteri; Labriformes; Labridae
Gene: hmces
Product: 5-hydroxymethylcytosine binding, ES cell specific
Biological process (GO): DNA damage response
Molecular function (GO): single-stranded DNA binding
Source: RefSeq, a predicted model, not a curated record
CCCUCCGUCAGUCUGUGCAGAUGGUCUGUGCCCAGGCAAAUCCUCUGUACUUUCGUUUACUCUGAAAUAUGCGACAAAGCCACGAGGCCACAGAGUUAACUAGCACAACUCCGCAAUAUUAAAACACUCUCCACAGACGUCCGUUUCGACGGUAAAAUGUGUGGAAGAACUGCGUGCACGCUUGCACCCGACGAGGUAAGUCGAGCCUCCGUCUACAGAAACCGAGGAGGGCGGCGGAGACAGCCCCGCUGGAGGGAUGGAGAUGCAGACAAAUAUCGACCCUCUUACAACAAGAGCCCUCAGUCCAUGAGUCCAGUUCUGCUGUCCGGGAGACAUUUUGACAAGGAUGCUGCUGUGGAUGAGUGUGUGUUAACAUCAAUGCGUUGGGGUCUGGUACCUGCUUGGUUCAAGGGGAAAGACCCCAGCGAGAUGCAAUACAGCACCAACAACUGCCGCAGUGAGAGCAUAUUGCAGAAGAAAUCUUACAAGGACCCCCUGAUAAAGGGACAGCGCUGUGUCAUCCUGGCUGAUGGAUUUUACGAGUGGAAGAGGCAGGAGAAAAACAAGCAGCCUUACUUUAUUUAUUUCCCUCAGAGUCAGGAGAAAACCAAGGCUCAGGAUGACCCCACAACCUCAUCUGGCAACGAAGACAAUUCAGAGGCUAUGUACUCCAAAGUUCAGGCCUCACCUGAGUUGACAGAGGAAGAAGAUGCACAAGGUGAGUGGACUGGAUGGAAGUUGCUGACUAUGGCUGGAGUGUUUGACUGCUGGACACCUCCAGGUGGUGGAGAAGCCCUUUACACAUACAGCGUCAUCACUGUGAAUGCUUCUCCAAACCUGCAAAGUAUCCAUGACAGAAUGCCAGCGAUCCUGGAUGGAGAGGAAGAAGUGAGACGCUGGCUUGAUUUUGGCAAGGUGAAAUCUCUGGAUGCCUUGAAACUACUGGAGUCUAAAAACAUUUUGACUUUUCAUCCUGUCUCUUCACUUGUCAACAAUUCACGCAACAACUCCCCAGAGUGCCUCCAGCCUGUGGGUCCCAAUAGCAAAAAGGAGCCCAAGCCCACAGCCAGCAGUAGGAUGAUGGCGAGCUGGCUGAAGAGCAGUGCACCGUUGAAGAGGAAGGAGCAAGACACGUGUGAGCGUAAGAAGGAUAAAGAACGCAAGCCAACUGGAGGGCUUCAGGGAGUCAGUAAAAAACCAAGAACCACACGAAGAACUUGAACCGAAAACUCAGCAGUAUCUAAAAAACAAGGCCCUAUUUAUCCACCUUUCACAGUUUACUGCUAUUAAAUCAAGUUUGUUUGUUUAUAUAUGUUGCAACCUUUUUUAUAAUUAAAAUAUGCAACACAGA